Molecule: messenger RNA, 1540 nt
Organism: Panicum hallii
Lineage: Eukaryota; Viridiplantae; Streptophyta; Magnoliopsida; Poales; Poaceae
Product: probable protein phosphatase 2C 74
Exons: 3
Coding region: 89-1246 (385 amino acids)
Biological process (GO): protein dephosphorylation
Molecular function (GO): protein serine/threonine phosphatase activity; cation binding
Source: RefSeq, a predicted model, not a curated record
GCACACCACCGUCCGCUUCUUCUGCUCAGUCGUCGCCGCCUUCGCGCGCCUCGUGCGCGAGCUCCGCAGGGCCGCGUCGUCGUCGGCGAUGUCGUCUCCCGUCGGCCUUAUUGCCACCGCGCCGCUGCCGCUGCGUAGGAAGACGAAGCUCGUGGCCGCGCUCGCGCCGCCGCAGCCGUCGUCCGUGGUUGCCCGUCCGGCGGAGGUGUGCGACGCCGUCGUCAGUGGAGUCGGGGCGGUAGAUCAGCCGCAGCAAGCUGAGAGCAAGAGGAAGAAGACGACCGCGUGGUCGGCGAGGGGGCGGCCAUCGAGGCUCGUCAUACCGGUGGCGGAUGACGCCGGCGAGCUGGCCGCCGGCUGGGGCGCGGCCGCCGCGCCGGUGAAGGAGGCCGACGUGGAGGUGGAGGGCGAGGGGUUCUGGCUGGCGAGUAGGGCUGGGCCGAGGCAUGCGAUGGAGGAUGCCUACUCGGUGGUCACCCACAAAAAUGGUGGUGAUUCCCAGCUGGCAUUCUACGGUGUCUUCGACGGGCACGGCGGCCGCGCGGCCGUGGACUUCGUCUCCCAGCGCCUCGGCCAGAACGUCGUCUCCGCGGUGCUCGCCGCAGGGGCGGAGAGGCGCGACGAAGCAUCGUUGGUGGUGGUGGAGGACGACGACGCUGUCUCGGCGGCGAUCAGAGCCGCCUACUUGGCCACCGACAGCGAGCUCCUCGCGCAACAUCAGCAGGGUGCGAGCGGCGGCGCGUGCGCGGCGACGGCGCUGGUGACGGGCGGCGACCUCUACGUGGCGCACCUGGGCGACUGCCGCGCGGUGCUGAGCCGCGACGGCGGCGCGGCGGCUGCGCUGACGGCCGACCACACGUGCGCGGCGGAGGGCGAGAGGGCGCGCAUCGAGCGCGGCGGCGGCUUCGUGAGCCGCAGCGGCAGCGGCGUGUGGCGGGUGCAGGGCAGCCUGGCCGUGUCGCGGUCGUUCGGCGACGCGGGCCUGAAGCGGUGGGUGCUCGCCGAGCCGGCGGUGGCCAGGGUGCCCCUGCGCGCCGGCUGCGAGUUUCUCAUCGUCGCGUCCGACGGGCUCUGGGACAAGGUGGGCAACCAGGAGGCCGUCGACGUCGUCUCGAGGAGCCGGAACGCGGCGGCGACGUCGUCCGUGGCACGUUCUUGCGCGGAGCUCGUGGACAUGGCGCAGCGCAGGGGGAGCAGGGACGACGUCACCGUCAUGGUCGUCGACCUCGAGAGGUUCGUGAGAUAAAAGUGACGGAGCUGAUGAUGGAGGCACUAACUGAAGUGACGAGCUUAGUUAGCAAAUUUGAGCUGAUGGAGGUUAAACGGAGCUUCUUGAUUGAUUGUAAAUAUGCGGUAAACAUCAUUUUUUUUUCUGUCCCUCCCGAUCUGUAAGUAUACGUAGCAGUUAGGAAUGCAGUGUUUGGAGGGUACAGAAAAUUAGGAAGACACUUGCUUUCUGGCAGGUAAUUGUUACUUCUGUUCUUGUUUAAGGAAUGGUUGGUGGUGUACAGAUAACUCAUUUGAAUUUAAGCUCUCGGAC